UCUCUCUCUCUCUCACAAGCAAUGGACUCCUCGGAACCUAAGACGUUGCCGGACCACCAAAACGUCGUCGUAAUGCGGCACGGGGAUCGCAUGGACAAUUUCGAGCCACUGUGGGUGACGACGGCGAAGAGGCCUUGGGACCCACCGCUGGUGGAGGAUGGCCGGGUCCGGGCCUUCUGCAAGGGCCGGAUGAUCCGGGCCCAACUCGGCUUCCCAAUCCACCGCGUCUUCGUCUCCCCCUUCCUCCGCUGUGUCCAGACCGCCUUCCAAGUCGUCUCUGCUCUCUGCGCCGUCGAUGAUUCUCCCAGCGCCCAAACCUCCGAUGACGUUUCCAUCGACCCCUCCAAAGUCAAGACAUCAAUCGAAUAUGGGUUAUGUGAGAUGCUAAACAAUGAAGCAAUCAGACCUCGUUUUUCUCCUAAAGAUGGAGACUUUGGCUUCAAUAUCUCGGAGCUUGAAGCAAUGCUUCCUGCUGGGACACUGGACAACACUGCCGAACGAGUGUAUAAGGAGUUGCCGCUGUGGGGAGAGACUGUGAUGGGUGCAAGGGCUAGAUAUGUUCAUACUGUUCAGGCACUGGCGGAUAAGUAUCCUACAGAAAACUUGCUUCUUGUCACUCAUGGAGAAGGAGUUGGGGUGGCGGUAUCUGCAUUCAAGAAGGAUGCCAUAGUUUAUGAAGUAGAGUAUUGUGCAUAUACUGAAUUAAGAAGGCCCAUCGUCCACAAAGGCCAGUCAUUUACUGUUGGAAGCUUUGAGGUUCUUACACGCAAUGGCCAGACUGGUAUCAGUUUUUGUCCAUCAACUGCUGCGGUGGUAGACGAUGUCGAUGGAAUGGCGUAGUGACCGUGCGCAUUGCCCUUUCUUUUUGUGUGAUUUGUCUGCAUUUUACAUUGGAUUCCUCUGAUUUGAAUUCUUUUAGUCUUGAGGUUCAUUGGAUGUGCAAGAUAAUCAGACAAAAUCUUUAUUGAAGUGAAUUUUUUUUCGCAUUGACUGACUAAUGCGAGAAGAGAAGAAAUGAAGGAACCUUCCUUUCUUCAGAGUAAGAUGACUACCUAUUGUCAUUUUCAUAGAAGUAAAUAAAUGUACCCCCUUUUCUUACCUCUGUUUAAGUAAAGAAGGAUAUGCGUAUUUCGAAACU
Corylus avellana is the source of this 1138-nucleotide messenger RNA. RefSeq names its product Phosphoglycerate mutase family protein. The record is from RefSeq and is a predicted model, not a curated record. NCBI's taxonomy places the organism in Eukaryota, Viridiplantae, Streptophyta, Magnoliopsida, Fagales, Betulaceae.